This is a messenger RNA of Ixodes scapularis (black-legged tick), 2039 nucleotides long. It is a transcript of the gene Dus3, whose product is annotated as tRNA-dihydrouridine(47) synthase [NAD(P)(+)]-like. The record is from RefSeq and is a predicted model, not a curated record. NCBI's taxonomy places the organism in Eukaryota, Metazoa, Arthropoda, Arachnida, Ixodida, Ixodidae. The coding region runs from base 142 to 1914 and encodes 590 amino acids. Gene Ontology annotation, molecular function: RNA binding; metal ion binding; tRNA dihydrouridine synthase activity. Gene Ontology annotation, biological process: tRNA processing. The transcript is spliced from 12 exons.
AUUGGAAGAGAAAUCAAUCCAGUAGAAUCCGAUCCGUGAAUUCGCAUGGCCGCCGGUUUGCGAUCUCUUGGAGUCAUGAAGCUCCUUGUUAUUGGUGUUCAGCCGGUUCAGCCACGUAGUCGUUGUAUUUAAAUAUUUGUAAUGGACACGACGGAAAAGCCCGAGGGGUCCGAGGAGGCAGCUCCAGUGCCGACCCCGGCUGCCCCAACCACUGCGGCUCCGGUCAAAUGUGCCGCGACAGCCGGCAUGGCACGAAUCAAACCAGAGUUUGUACAGGAGAUCAAGCCCCGCAGCGCGGACCCCGCAUUCGUAGCCCCUCUGCAGAACGGCCAAGCCGCCGCCGCCGCCGCCGACGGCGCGCCGCCUCGCAAGAAACUCCGGGGUCAGAACCGCAGCCGGCCCCACUCGACCCCGCAACCGCGCUCCUCCAAGCUUUGCUUCAAGUUCCUCUCGGAGGAGGGCUGUCCGCACGGCGAGACGUGCCGCUUCGGCCACGACGUGGAUGCCUUCUUGCGGGCCAAGCCCGCCGAUUUGGGUGACCGGUGUCCGCUGUUCGAGGCGUACGGCCGGUGCCGCUACGGUGUCGCCUGCCGUUUCGCCGGCGCGCACCUCACGGACGACCGGCAGAACCGGGUGUCGCCCGAGCGUUGGAGCGUGCACGUGGGGGCCCAAGUCGAGCGCAACACGCUCAGCCGCGAGCUGCAGGCGUCCCUGCGCAAGCGGCAGUACGACUUUGCGGCCGCGGAGAAGACGCUAAAGCACAUUGCGUCGGGGGCGUUGGCGGUAGCGGCGGUUGACGACGGGGCAGGCGGCGACGACGUGCCGCUCAGACCGGUCGAGAAGAAAAAGGUUGAUUUUGAUGGAAAGCUUUUUUUGGCUCCUCUGACUACGGUUGGCAACCUUCCCUUUCGCCGCAUCUGCAAGGAGUUUGGGGCGGAUGUGACGUGCGGGGAGAUGGCCAUGGCCAGCAACCUGCUGCAGGGCCAGCAGUCGGAGUGGGCCCUGCUCAAGCGACAUGCUUCCGAGGACCUGUUUGGCGUUCAGGUUUGUGGGGCACAUGCGGACCAGAUGACGCGCUGCGCCCAGCUUCUUACGGAGAAGUGCAGUGUGGACUUCGUGGACAUCAACAUGGGAUGCCCGAUUGAUUUUGUGUACAAGAAGGGUGCCGGCUCGGGCCUGAUGGGGCGUGCCAAGAAGCUGUCGGAAAUUGUGUUUGGCAUGUCGUCGGUGAUGGACGUGCCACUGACGCUGAAGAUGCGGGCGGGCAUCCAAGAGGGCCGGCAAAUUGCACACCAAGUCAUCCAGGACCUCAAGAGGUGGACUGACCGGGUGGCCCUGAUCACCAUCCACCCCCGGUCCAGAGAACAGAGGUACACACGGUCUGCAGACUGGGGCUACUUGGAACAGUGUGCGAAAGUGGCUCACCCCAUUCCCGUCUGUGGUGGUGGCGACAUCCUCAGCUUUGAGGAUGCCAAUCUGCGGCGUUCUUCGACAUCCGUGAGUGGCCUAAUGAUUGCCAGGGGUGCCCUGAUUAAGCCGUGGAUCUUCACGGAGAUCAAGGAGCAGCGACACUGGGACAUCUCCUCCUCGGAGCGGCUAGAGAUCCUCAAGAAGUACACCGGCUAUGGCCUGGACCACUGGGGAUCCGACACCGAGGGUGUGGAGAGAACGAGAAGGUUUCUGCUCGAGUGGCUGUCGUUUUUGCACAGAUACAUCCCUGUGGGACUUCUUGAAGUGCUACCUCAGAAGAUCAACGAGAGACCGCCGCCAUACCGAGGGCGAGACGACCUUGAGACACUGUUUGCCAGCCCCUCCUGUGCAGACUGGGUUCGCAUCAGCGAGAUGCUUCUUGGACCGACGCCGGAGGACUUCAGCUUCCUGCCAAAGCAUAAAGCAAAUGCAUACGCAUCCUAACGCCACAAUGCUGGAGGCAGGUCAACCUUCAUUCGGUGGUUUCUCUACCGACGUCAAUUCAUCUCUCCCGUGUGCCUACAAUUGUAAUAUAGGGUCUUGUUAAUAAAAGAAAAAUAUGCCGUUUA